CUGGCAGUCGGUCUACGCUCCAAGUGAAUUCCCAUAUUACUACACAGAUACAUGGACAAUUUGCUAGGGCAGACUUUCUUAAAAAAUGUCCAAAAUAUGUGCCGGUUUUUCGCAAGAUAUCGACGGCAAGGUCCGCUACGGCAAGUGAACUCGCGCAGUGUCCCAGGGAUUUAAUUAAAAUCCCACUUGAGCACAGUGGCUGUUUUUCUCAAUUUUUUGAUGAUUCUCGAGUGCAGUGAGUGACAGUUACCUGUAAUAACGGCUUGUGUGACGUUUGUGUGGAUUUUCUGGGAAAAUUCGAAGGCAGUGUUUUGCAAUAAAUAUUACACACACUGAGAUAUAUAAAAUAGCUGAAGUGAAACUCUUGUCUUGAGCCGAGUGUAAUUAUGAAAUGUGAAAUUUUGGGGUUUGAAGAUUGGCAGCACUGGGCGAAGGGAAAAAAUUCCGCGUGCACUUAAAUUUUAAUGAUUAUUGAUAAUAAUGUUGUUGUUUUAUCGUAAUCGGUCGUUCACAUUCGCGUAAAAAUAGACGAGUGCGCAACCGACAUUGUCUUGAAGGCGAUGAUUUUUCCGUUGGUGGUCAUUUUUCGGAAUUCUCCCGUAUUAACGAUCGCAUCUCUCGCUCAACCAUAUUCGGCGGUGAACAACCUAGAGUUCAAUGGCUUGCCGCGCCUCCAAACACAAACCGUCGUACUUUAUGCUGGUUUGAACUAAACAAACCGUAUUAAUGUGCCGCCCUCUCAAAUUUUUUUCAUUCCGUCACUGCAACUUUCAAGUUGGUAGUCCUGUCGUGAUUUUUCGAAAUUUUCUCAAACGUUGUGCGUGUGUCUCCUCUCUCGAGGGGGUCAUUGACUCCGCGCGCAGCCAGAUUUUACUUUGUUGAAUUUACCAAUGACCCCUUGUACGGCGCCUUAUCACACUCCUACUGAGUAAAGACUCAUGUAUGAACCAUCCCAAAUUGAUUAGCACCGACACAGGUUGGGUGCAGAAUGAAGCCGAAACUUUGCGCUUCAUUCUGAUGAGUAAAAACGUGAUCGAUCUUCCUCGUUCGUGUUUUUCUCAGUUUCAGGUGUCUGACGAUGGAAAUCGACGUCGUCAAUAUCGACCUUAAACUAGAUCAUCGAUCCUGCGUGAAAUAAUAGUGAGACAUUUCAUAAUUUUUGUGAGUGGCGAAUUUGGUGGCUGCGGCCAUGCGACGCAUUUCUGGAUUUAUUAUACAAGGUGCAAGUGAUCGAACGUUUUUAGUGUUUUUGUUUUUGUACAAUGGACAAUUUUCAAGAGUUGUUCAGUGGUGGGGAAACUUGGCCGACUGAUUCAAGAGAUAUUAGACUAGAUAAUAUUUCUUCGACGGAUUCAGCAACCCCACCUCCCCAAAUCGACGACAAGGAUGACAAGAAAAGCGCCAAUUCCAUCAGAGCACAAAUCGAGAUAAUCCCGUGCAAAGUAUGUGGGGACAAGAGCAGCGGUGUUCACUAUGGUGUGAUUACAUGUGAGGGAUGUAAGGGGUUUUUCCGAAGAUCACAGAGUUCAGUUGUAAACUAUCAGUGUCCUAGAAAUAAAAACUGUGUUGUCGACAGGGUAAAUAGGAAUCGAUGUCAAUACUGCCGACUGCAGAAAUGUCUUCGACUGGGAAUGAGCCGAGAUGCUGUCAAAUUCGGUCGAAUGUCGAAGAAACAGAGAGAAAAAGUAGAAGACGAAGUCAGAUUUCAUAGGGCACAGUUAAGGGCGCAGAGCGAUUCUGCUCCUGAUAGUUCAGUGUUCGAACAACAAACACCCUCAAGUAGUGAUCAGUUACAUCAUAGUUACAAUGGCGGGUAUACGUACAACAGCGAUGUCAGCGCGUACACCCCCGCCUACUACACGAAUACAACCCAAGUCCAAGCGAAUUCAAUGGGCUAUGACAUCUCCGCAGAUUAUGUGGACAGUACAACGGCGUAUGACCCGAGGCCGGGCCUGGACACACUGAACGACACGGGAAGCUUAAUGGCCAACGUAGUAACAACAGUACAACAAACUAACACAGUUAGGCAACAGACCAGUUCACAAAAUGUACAACAGAGAAGUGGCGACGAUUGUGAACCUGUCACAUUGCCUAAUCCAAGUCAGAUAUCGGAAUUAUUAUCGAAGACAAUAUCAGACGCACAUACACGUACUUGUUUAUAUUCCCUUGAACAUAUUCACGAGAUGUUCAGGAAACCCCAUGAUCUCUCCCGACUUUUGUACUAUAAGAACAUGGCCCAUGAAGAGUUGUGGCUCGAAUGCGCCCAAAAACUCACAACAAUCAUCCAGCAAAUCAUUGAAUUUGCUAAAAUGGUACCUGGAUUCAUGAAAUUGUCCCAAGACGAUCAGAUUGUAUUAUUGAAAGCAGGUAGUUUUGAACUGGCAAUUAUUAGAAUGUCACGUUAUUUGGAUCUGUCCCAAAACUGUGUUCUCUAUGGCGAUACGAUGCUCCCACAAGACGCCUUCUUCACGUCGGAUACGGCGGAAAUGAAGCUGGUCACGUGCGUCUUCGAAGUGUCCAAAAGCAUAGCAGAACUGAAACUUACCGAAACUGAGUUGGCUCUGUAUUCGGCCUGCGUCUUGCUCUCUCCGGAUCGGCCGGGGCUGAAAGGUAUCGGCGAAAUCAGUCGACUUAGCCAAGCCGUUGUGAGAGCUUUAAGACUUGAGCUAGACAGAAACCACAGCAUGCCUAUAAAAGGGGAUGUUACAGUUUGUGAUGCCUUGCUUACAAAAAUACCUACGUUAAGGGAGAUAAGUAUGCUUCACAUGGAUGCAUUAGGAAAACUCAAAAGAUCUGCACCACACCUCGAGUUUCCUGCCCUUCACAAGGAGUUGUUUAGUGUGGACAGUUGAAAAACUUCAGCAGAAUCUUCUGAUCCGUAGCAACAUAGCUACUAUUCCUUCAUACUGAAUGUAUCGGCCUUAAAUACAUAAAUAAUAUAAAGUAUAAUUUCGUUAUAAUGAGAUAAAAUUUAUUGUUGUGACAUAGAAAUAAACAACUGCAGAUCUCUAAGUAUUAUUUAAAAAACUGCAAAAGCUCUUUGAAGCCGGGCCCUGAUUUCAAAGUACAACUUAUUGUUUGUUGUUUGUUAUUAUAUCUACGCAGUGUGUUAUUAUAUGGUUCUGAAUCCUAGGUGCUGAAUAAAAUCGAUUGGUAUAUUUUUUGCGGUUUUUUAAAUGAAAUAUUUACGUAUCGUAAUCUGCCACUUAACGUAACACGCUAAUUACACGUAAGAUUAAAGUUAUACACUAUUGAUAUAUAAUAUAUGACCAACAAGUUAUAAGUCAGUGAAACUCUUCUUUAGUUUUACGUAUUUAAAAAAAAAUAUAUACUUAGACUGCGUUUAUGACAUUAAAUACGUAAGUAUACUGAAAUCACUUUAGUUGGUAGUAAUGAAAUAGUUGGAAUACAAUACAUUAUAAAUAUAGACAAGACUGUAUGCUUACACCGUAGAGUUUUGAACUGGUUUUUAACUUGUUGUUUUUUAGUUAAGUUUUACUUGGUGACACAUGGUUUUAUAAAAAUAUAUAUAAAAGAGAUGUAUAUGUAUAAAGUAUAUGAAAUAGUAUAGAGUAUUUAUGAAAUAGAACUAUAUAUGAUUCUUGUUUUACGAAUUUUGUUUUAUUAUGGAUUCGAACAUAUUUUUUUCCAUGAUAAAAUGAAAAUUUUGCGAUCGUGAUACAGACUUUUUUCAGCUUUUACGAUUUAUAGAUUUGUUAGAUUUGCAAGGAAAUUACACGAACACGGAGAAUAAACUUCGAUCGCAGCUACUUGCCUCUCUUUAUUUAUCUCGGUAUUAAUGUCAAAAAUUAGGUUUGUUUAUGUAAUUUCCCGUCAAAAAUGCCAGAAUGAAUAGUUCUAAUUUUUAAGUUAGUUUUAUCGUGCUUGUACAUGUUAACCAUUGUUAAAUCUCAUUUUAACUUUAGUACUUUCAACCCAGUGUUAUAAAACUAUUUAUGUAAUUAGAAUCUUUGUAGGUGUGAAACAAACCUAACAUCACAUUUUUUAAUAAAAAUUCUUGUAUUAUAGAAAUUUUAUAUUUUAAUAAUAAUUGUAGUUUCUUCCUUUUUGACAAUGGUUAACAUCCAUGAGAGGCUAUUGGUUAUUUUUGUAUUUAACGAACCAUGUAAUUUUAGAAAUAACUAUUUUUUUGGAGAUUACUAUAAAGACAUGGCUGUGUUACAUACAUGAUAACAGUUUUACGAAGUGUAAUUUGCCUUUUUGUGUUAACUUUUUGUUAAAUAAAGAAAUUACAAUCUUCCACAAUAUUUUAUUUUAAAUAUAAUAUUUUUGCAAACAUAUCACUAAUUCCGCGUUAUAUUGUAUUUUCUCAUUGAUAUCUUAUUUAACGUAAAGUUAACAAAUUUGCGAGUUGCAGUUACGUAAAAAUAGCCACUUUUGUAAAUGAGGGUUGGCAGUGGGUAAUGGUAUAGCUAUUGUUAAAUGAUUAUUAUGAAUUAAAAUGUUUAAAAAACAUGUACCUUGGGCUACAAACUGUACAUUAUCUUAAUUUAUUAGAAUUCUUUAUACUGCUGGUGAAAUUUUUUUAGUGUAGAUGUUGCUAACAUUUUGUUUAUAUUAUAUAUAUUAUAUAUAUUUUAUUUCUGUUGGUCUAUGACAAUUAUUACAGUUUGUUAAUAUUUUUGUUAGUAUUUUAUUUUUCCUCCUAAUAAUCUCUUUCUGUAGUUGUAUAGUUUCUCUUCAGCUAAGUGCAAUUUCACAACAAAAAUAUUAUCGAAACGUAAUAAAUUGUUCGCGACACCAGUAGAAAUUAUAUAUAUUUUUUUGUA
Tribolium madens (black flour beetle) is the source of this 4790-nucleotide messenger RNA. RefSeq names its product probable nuclear hormone receptor HR3 (gene Hr3). Lineage: Eukaryota; Metazoa; Arthropoda; Insecta; Coleoptera; Tenebrionidae. The transcript has 10 exons. Bases 1263 to 2852 code for a protein of 529 amino acids. Gene Ontology annotation, cellular component: nucleus. Gene Ontology annotation, biological process: regulation of transcription by RNA polymerase II. Gene Ontology annotation, molecular function: zinc ion binding; RNA polymerase II cis-regulatory region sequence-specific DNA binding; nuclear receptor activity. The record is from RefSeq and is a predicted model, not a curated record.